This is a messenger RNA of Lingula anatina, 1121 nucleotides long. RefSeq names its product ceramide-1-phosphate transfer protein. Gene Ontology annotation, cellular component: cytoplasm; cytosol; membrane. Gene Ontology annotation, biological process: intermembrane lipid transfer; ceramide transport. Gene Ontology annotation, molecular function: ceramide 1-phosphate binding; ceramide 1-phosphate transfer activity. The record is from RefSeq and is a predicted model, not a curated record. NCBI's taxonomy places the organism in Eukaryota, Metazoa, Brachiopoda, Lingulata, Lingulida, Lingulidae.
UCAAAAUAGUAAACAUGUCGGAGCACAAGAAGGACUUUGACUUAGAAGUUGUACUGGAAGCCCUCAAAUCUUGUAAACAGGACGAUGACACAAUAUCUCUUAAGUCAUACCUUACAGCAUACCACGAGCUCUGCAGGUUUUUCAAGCUGAUUGGCAGAAUAUUUGCAUUUGUGGCACAUGAUCUACAAGACAAGAUCGAGAUAUUAGAGCAUCAUAUGUCUCUGAAUCCAGAGCCAUACAGUUCUGUACAAACUAUGAUACAAUAUGAAGUGGAGAACAACAUCACAAAGGUCAAGGUCAGGGGUCAACGACCUUCUGGGUCAAGGACACUGUUGAGGCUUCACAGAGCAUUAGAAUUCAUCAUUAAGUUUAUGAAACGCCUUGCAGAGUCGGACGAGGAUGAGAAAACUUCCCAUAUAGCCUCCGAGGUUUAUAGAGAAACCUUGGCAAAUUAUCAUCCAUGGCUGGUCCAAAAGAUGGCGGUAUUUGUGAUGUACACAUUGCCGAGUCACAAAGAUUUGAUCGAAAUGAUGUGCAAGCAUGAGUACAAAGAGGUGUUGAGACUACUUAGCGAAGUCACCGAAGAAGCAGAACCAAUAUAUGACGUAGUGCAAGAAAUAUUCAAAGAAAAUGACCUGCUACAACUGCCAUGAAAGCCUAUUAGAUUAGAAAACAUGGAUUUUUAAAUUAUGCUCAUGAUAGCUGAAUAUUUUGUGCAGGAUUAUUGUUUUAGGCUGAUAAGUUAACUAUAGCAGAUUUGUGAUAAGCUGUCCAAUAAUAUAUAUACUGCUAGUAUAGUGAAAUUGGUGAUAAACUUAUGAAGCAUUUUGUAAGAGUUUUUGAUUUUUAACAUGGUAACGUUAAAUGGACCACUAUGUAGAUGUUAUUUUUUGCUGGAAAAGAAGAAAAACGUGAAAGGACAACAAGCAAUGAGUUUUUCCAAUGCCAUGUACAAUUUUCUUAGCGCACAAACCCAAACAGUUCUCUGUGCAUUUUGAUUUUUAGAUUUUUUUAAAUUCUAUUUCGUAUUGCUCCUGUGGCUCAAAAGAGGUUGGGUGAUUUAUGAGAUGGGUAUGCACCUGGUUAUUCAAAAGAGAAAUUGGAUGAUUUAAGACACCCCC